This is a messenger RNA of Gymnodraco acuticeps, 5279 nucleotides long. It is a transcript of the gene il1rapl2, whose product is annotated as interleukin 1 receptor accessory protein-like 2. The record is from RefSeq and is a predicted model, not a curated record. The transcript has 19 exons. The coding region runs from base 1500 to 3734 and encodes 744 amino acids. NCBI's taxonomy places the organism in Eukaryota, Metazoa, Chordata, Actinopteri, Perciformes, Bathydraconidae. Gene Ontology annotation, biological process: signal transduction.
UCUCUUAUCUGUCCUUCCCCGGGCAGGUGGUGAAGUAUCUGAGGGAAACCAGUAAAGAGACGUUGUUAUUUCUAGACUAAAGAUAUUUCACUCCCCUUUUCUUUCCAGUUAUUUCGGCUAACGAGCCAAAAGUAGGGUUUCUCUUUUCUGGUUUUAAUCACAGUAACGGACUAUUUCCUCCACAUCUCUCCUUCUGUUCUGUCUAUUAUUUUGCUGAGAGCGAGUGCACCCAGCUUCUCUCCCUCCUCCCCCCCCUUCUCUCCCACUCGCUGUGGAGGAGCACCAUAAGAAGCAUCUGAAGGCUUCGCGCUUUUCCUUCCGCCGCUGCUCCUUCGCUGAAGGAUUUCCAAAAGUCAUUCCAAGUGGACUUUCUGUGAGUGAUUUUGGCACAGAAGUGCAGUUCGGGAUCGGAUCCAGGAGGGUAAAGCACUCUGACCUGGAAGGGACGUGUAUUUGGACAGAGAAGGAGAAAAGUAAAGGAGAGAAAUGGAGAACACGCGUGGUAUCUUAUUUCCAAAAAUGUCUUAUCGGAUGGAUUAGGACAAAAAAGAGCAGAAAAGACCUCAAGCUUUUCAUUUCAUAUCUUCGAUUUAUAUCUGGAUAUGGACUGCCGGCUGUAAUCAAUUUCUUAAUUGACAUUUGCAACCAUAACACUUGGACUUGGUGUUGGAUUUUAAGACGAAAAAAAGGGGAAACCCUGCACUGCAGCUUCUCUAACAUCUCCUCUUGAUUGGUUAAUCGAUUAAUCAAUAUAUUAACGACCCCAACCUGCAAAGUGGGUUAAUCGAUUAUCUCAUCAUUAAGGUCGAUCUAUUUGCCAAUUUGGCCCUCAAACCAAAAAUAACCCUUUAAUAAAACGUAUAAUAAAGUAAAAACAAAUAAUGAUACAUAAAUGUAUCUUUACAAAUACAACAUUACGUCUUCACACUCUGCAAUAAAUAAAUGUUAGAAUACAACAAGGGCAUAAAGUACCAUAAAGUACUCCAAGAAUGAGCAAAAACUCGUAAUUGACCCAACUAUCUCCAUUUGAAAUCAUUAUAAUAAUGUAAUAAGGACUGUUAUAGCGCAAGUGCUUCGCGGGAUUCCAGUUUGGAGAUUGGAAGUUAUUUUUGGCUGCGCAAAGUAGAGCGGCUCUUCCACACCAGUGCCCGGACAGAGACAGGCUGAACGCAGAGGUCUACCUACUGUUUUACACCCCGACCGAAACAGAGACACAAGACAGGAGGAAAGAUGCGUAGCUGCAGUUAAUUGGAGCGGACUUGGAGUAGAGAGGGAUUGUAUUAUUUUCGCAAGAAGCGAGACUUUCCUCUUUCAGGCUGUUAAUCUCGUUUUUUUUGGCAGAGAGAAUAACAAACAACCUCUAUCCUUUUAUUUAAAAGAAGACACUCGAGGAGAGAACCAGAGGUGGGAUUAUUUCGGCAACGACUGGUCAAGAUUCUGCCGCUUGGAUUCAGGAUUAGUUACUCCAAAAACGCCGGGUACCAGGGGAGACUAGAGAGAUGACUUCUUUAUCCCUCCUCUUCCUCCUCCUCCUCCUCCUCCUCGCCUUGGGAGCCUGUGACGAUGUCAAGUACAUCUCCAAGAGGAACUCAGUGGAUGGAUGCAUAGACUGGUCGGUGGAUCUGAAGCAGUACCAUGUUCUGGCCGGGGAACCUCUUCGGUUGAAAUGUGCCUUGUUCUACAGCUACAUCCGAACCAACUACACCAUGGCCACCAACGCCAAACUGCGCCUCAUCUGGUACAAGAACAAAGGAGAUGCAGAGGAGCCUAUCAUCUUCUCUGGUCAUAGACUGAGUAAAGAAGACGACUCGAUCUGGUUCAGAUCUGCUGAAAUGGAAGACAAUGGAUUCUACACCUGUGUACUAAGGAACUCAACAUACUGCAUGAAAGUGUCCAUGUCGAUGACUGUGGACAAGAGCGAUGAGGGGAAAUGCUUCAGCAGCAAAAUCCGACACGUGGAGAAAGCCGAAAUAACCCACAACAAAAUGAUCAUCUGUCCUGAUAUAGGGGACUAUUUGGCUCCAUACAAGCAGCCACAGAUGACCUGGUAUAAGGAGUGUGAACGGGUUGAAUGGAGAAGCUCCAUCAUUGUUAACACUACACACGUCUGGAUUCCUGAGGUGGAGGAGGGUGACGAGGGAAAUUACACCUGUGAGUUACAGUAUGGCUCCAGACAUGUGCGACGAACGACUCAACUCAAAGUCACAGCUCUUCAGACCUCUAAGCCUCCCAAGGUCCUUUUCCCCCCGGAGAGACAAGACACAUCGAUAGAAAUCACGCCUGGUAUGCCUCUCAGUCUGGACUGCAAGGCUUUUUUUGGCUACAGCGGAGAAAACAGAAGGCCCAUUAUCUACUGGAUGAAAGGAGAAAAGUUUGUUGAAGAACUAGCGGGACACAUUAAAGAGAGUGAAGUCAUAGUUUUGAGGGAGCACUUAGGAGAGAAGGAGGUGCAGCUCUCCUUAACCUUCGAUGCUGUGGAUGAGGCAGACCUGGCCAACUACACCUGUUAUGUGGAGAACCACAUAGGGAGGCGCAGCGGGAGUGCUAUACUGCAGAAGAAAGACAUGUAUAGUCUGGAGUUGGCUGGUGGUCUGGGGGUCAUACUGUUGCUGCUGGGAGUCCUCACUGCACUUUAUAAGUGUUACAACCUGGAGAUCAUGCUCUGCUACAGGAGGCACUUUGGAAGCGAUGAAACUGAAGAUGAUAAUAAGGAGUAUGAUGCCUAUCUCUCCUACACUAAAGUGGACCUGGACUGUUUGGGCAGCAGAGGAAGCAGCGACGAAGAAACAUUUGCUUUGGAGAUCUUGCCGGACGUUUUAGAGAAACAUUAUGGAUACAAGCUGUUUUUACCAGACAGAGAUCUCAUACCCAGCAGCAUUUUCCCUUUGUCUCCAUGUGUCUCUCUCCCAGCCUACAUCGAGGACUUGGCUCGCAGUGUGGAGCAGAGCAGACGUCUGAUCAUCGUUUUGACUCCAGAGUUUGUUGCCAAAAGAGGGUGGAGCAUCUUUCAGAUAGAGACACGCCUCCACUCCAUGCUGGUUACCGGGGAGAUCAAGGUGAUCAUGAUUGAGUGUGCAGACCUGAAGAAUGUCAUCAACUACCAAGAGGUGGAAGCACUUAAACACACGAUCAAGGUUUUAUCCAUCAUCAAGUGGAGGGGUCCUAAGAGCAAUGAGCUGUCAUCUAAGUUUUGGAAACAGGUGGUCUAUGAUAUGCCUGCUAAACGCAGAGAGACGCUGUCCAGACGCCAGGUGAUGGACUCCGGCGAACAGGGUCUCUUUGGUGACCUACAGACCACUGUAUCCACCAUUGCCAUGACAACCACCUCCGCCUCCUUGGCGCCCCAAAAGGACAGUCGCCAUGGACAUCAUCAGGUUGCCUUGGGGACGGACAUCCCGGACUAUAAUCACAUGACGUUGCCGCUGGGAGGCGGUCACAAUGCCACAGCAGCCCAAAUGAGGCACUUCUGCCGCAGCUAUGAGUUCCAGCUUCCCCCACAGCCCCCCUCCAUGUCGCCUCCCCUCCCACCUCCCUCCACCGUGCAGUUCUCCACCCUGGGCCCAGGAGGGCGCCACGUCUAUUGCAACAUCCCUAUGACACUGCUGAAUGGACAGGGGUUCAAAGCUGUUCACUGGGGAACAAGAGGGGCAUCAGAGCAGUACGCUUGGGAAGAAACCAGAACUCCACAUGAACAGCACCUUUGUACCUCUCACCAGCAGAGAACUAAGCUCUGACAUUUGGUAGAGGGACUGCUCAACUGGUACCGGAUUACAGACUGUUUUAACACUGGAUUUGGUAAAGGUUUAGACCGGUUCCUUAUUGGGUGUUUGGACUGUGUACAGCCUUGUUUCUAAGGAGGGACUGCUUAGGGAAUGCCUGCAGACUAUAUUUGAGAAACUUUAUCCCACGCCAUGAAGAAAGGACUGCCUGAAGACUGCAUAAACCUUGGAUUCUCAAUGGUUGGAUUAAAUAGCUGCAGACUUCUCACAGACAAGCAGAUUCAUCUUUUAAAACUGAUUGUACACUGGUUCUGGACAACUGGGUACGGACUGAUACAAUGACUGGUUAUACACUUUGGACCUGUGCAGAGAUUUUCUAGACAGUUAUGGACAUGUGGAUGUACAAAUGGGAAAAUGUCCAGGAUACUCAAACAAUGGUAUCGACAAACAGGAGUGCUCCUACCAAGUUGGACUUUGGAGCACAAAAAAAAACAUCUCAAAUUACCAUCUGCUCACGGACCAGCUGUUGAUUAAUCAACUGCUUAAGUUCUCGUAGAUGCCGCUCAAUGUAGCGCAAUCUCAGAAUGCCGAUGGAUCUCUCAGUGGAGCUUGCAGUAAAUCCAUCUACUUGUUGACUAGUUGGCAUGUCAGUAUACAAGGCAACAUUCAAGCAAUGAUUUUGGAAUACCAGUCCACCUUAAAACAACAAGUCAACCUCUUGAAAAGCUAUUCCUAGCUAGCUAGCUAGCUACCUGGUUUGUUUUCCUGGAAUCUAAAAUGGUUGACUUAAAAUAAAUGGAUUCCAGCAGGAAUAUCAAGAUAAGAAGCGAUCCGUGGAGCAAUUGCUGAACUGUAUAACUGAGAAAGCACACUUAGCAGGUAUAUAUGGAAAAAUAACUAGUUGCCUCUGAAAGGCUAGUUAGUUCUCGAGCUAAAAGCACCAGGAGACUGCUAACACGCCAGCUCACCUUGUAACACAGCAAUCAGCAAGUAGUCAACUCAUCAAGAGGUGAGCUGGCCAAGAGGUAACCUUUAACCACCAAGCUAAAAGCAAAAAGGACUUGGCUUUUUCUAUUUGCAUGACCAUCCAUUUAGAUAAAAAAAAUAAUCAAAUAAAUAUAGAUAAGAGUAAACAACACAAUCAUUUCUCGCAGCCUCUUUUAAUAAGGGGAAGGAUAAAUGUAUUUUGUUGAUACAGUAUUGUUUUCUGUCCGGCCAUGAAGUAAAGAUAGAAACUGAUAAAGGGAAAAAAGGAGGUGUCCCUCCAAAAGCAUUUUUUUAGUUUUAGGAUUUUAUGUAUUUAGACGGUUGGUCACUAUUUUAACCAGUCUUUGUUUUUAAAUGUUUGUUACAAUAAUCUCUGUACAGCUUCCAUAACUUAUGCAUAGACAUAUACAUGACAGUGAUUUGUUCCCUACAAUUUAUGUUAACUCCCACAGUGUGUGAGACCCAGAGCCUUUUAUUGCUUUCAUUCUGUUCCUCUUUUCAUCCAUGGAUGGAUGGAUGGAUGGAUGGAUGGAUGGAUGGAUGGAUGGAUGGAUGGAUGGAUGGAUGGAUGGA